GUAUUUUGUGCAAAGAAAGGAUUUCUUUCUCCUUCUAUAUUUUUUAAUACCCAUAUUGGUCUUUCUUUUCUGGACAAACUCGGUCGGAUACUCGUGGUCGAAGUAGAUUUAUUUCCCUGGAUUUUUUUCUGCCAGGCUUUCUUCAAGACCGUUUCUUUGGUCUCAAAUUGUAGAAAGUUAACCACGACUGACCUCGGUGUUGCAUUUGGGUUCGGUUUUGGGGUGAGGGCUCGGUGGGCUCGUUGAAUCUGGAGUUCGAUCCACUCCGGAAGUUCGUGUUGCUUCUUAAAAAGUUGCUCCAGAAAAGUAGCUGUGGAUCUCCUUUCUACGUUUUCUGGUAAACCGAAGAUUCUGAUAUUGUUUCUCCUGGAUCUCCCGUCCAGAUCGGUGAAAAGUUACAAUCUGAAAGCGGAUCUGGACUCCACGCCUUAAUGAGCCGAAGUUCUGAUGGUUCCUACCUGGGAUCAGAGCUGAGUGGAUUAUUUCCACCAUGAGCCGCUUUCUGCAGCCGCCGGCGCUGAAGAAGCUGAGUUUUGUGACCUACAGCCUCGUCUUGAUCCUGGGUGUUGCUCUGCUGCUCUCGACCUUCAGGUCAGACAAGAUGUUGCGUCCCCAGGUUCUGACGUACACCUUGCAGCCAUCGGUCGGGCCGGCCACGGUCCAGAACCAAAUCGCAGGAACUACAGUUCUGAAAGGACAGUCAGCCCAUCUGAUAGGAGUCAUUGGCUCCAAGGCGCUGCUGGUGUCUGCUUUUCUGGAGCAUCGAACCGUACCCAAGAAGGUUCUUGUUAUCGCCAUAAUGUUUCGUAAAGAGAAAGUGUCCCUGCUGUGCAACCUGCUGUGCAGCGAGCAGCUUCUCUUCUCCAGAGCCUCCAUCAGCAUCCACCAGGAUCACUUCGGCUUUCCGUACGGGACGGCCGACAUUUACUGCCCGCUGUCGCCGAACUGGCAGGCGCCGACCCACGUAGCCAUCACCUUGGCAGACGUCUGGAACCCAGAUAAAACUGGCCUUGAGUUUUUGGAGGUUCAGAAUCAAAAAGUGCUGAACGUCUUUCCGUACAACUUCACCAGCUGUUUCUCCACCAUGUACAACUACACCAACGUCCUGCAGCUGGUGCAGACUGUGGAGAUGCUGCAGUUACUGGGCGUGAACAGAAUCGUCAUCUACAAGACAAACUGCAGCAUCGAGACGCAGCGCGUUCUGGACUACUACACCGACAAAGGUUUAGUGGAGGUGGUUCCUUGGUCUCUGUCGGAGUACCUGAAGGUUUCUCGUCGCGCCAAACCCAGUCAGGAUCCUGGUGACAUCCACUACUUCGGUCAGAUCCCGGCGCUCAACGACUGCCUGUACAGAUCCAUGUACCGGUCCAAAUACGUGGCGCUGCACGACCCGGACGAGCUCAUCCUGCCGCAGAUGGUCGACAGCUGGUCGGCGCUGCUGCCGCUUCUGGAGAAACGAUACGGCGCUAACCAGUGCUUUAUCUUCGAGAACAACUUUUUCCCCACUGAAUUCACGCUGCCUCCCCCGCCGCCGGACGUCCUGCCUGCGUGGGGCCUCUGGCGUGACGUAUCCGGGCCGAACGUCCUGACUCACCUGUACAGCGAACCCGCUCAACCCAAACCCGCCUUCAACAACUACAAGAUCAUCACCAACCCUCGGUCCGUGUUCGUCGUCAGCGUCCACGGAGUUCUGCACUCGCUGCACAGCUGCUCCUGGGUGGACAGGAUGAGCGCCCGGAUGUACCACACCAAAACUCGAGGACAAACUGGACUGAAGGCCCAGCAGCUGAUUUAUGACGGCCGGCUGCUGAGCUACAGCGGCCGCCUGACGGCCGCCGUCAGCACCGUCCUGAAGGAGACGCAGCUCCUGCCUGACUGAGCCUGACGCUUCGACGCUACUGACUGUUUACCUCACCAGCAGGAAGGACAUUUAAUUUAAUUAAUCCAUAUGGACCUUAUGUUUAUGCCUUUUUAUAAAGAAACUUCUGUUGCCAACUUAUAAAGUUUGUUGCUAUAUUUAGUCAUAUUUCAGACAUGAAGCAAUUUUUUUCUCUUAAAGAAAAAAGUUAAAAAAUUUUGACGUUUUUGUGUUGCAGCUACAACAAUAUAAGGCAGCACUGUGAUGGUUUCAGGCAAAAAUACUGAGGAACUAAACAAAUUUACAUGAAAAUGUCAAACGUUAAACAGAAACAUAAAGAUAGAACCCUACCUGACCUGUUUACAGUUUAAACUUUUCUCCAAACACUGAAUAAAGUUUAGCUAAGUUGCAUAAUUAAAGGGGCAGUUUCAUGUGAAA
Gambusia affinis (western mosquitofish) is the source of this 2296-nucleotide messenger RNA. RefSeq lists its product as uncharacterized. The record is from RefSeq and is a predicted model, not a curated record. NCBI's taxonomy places the organism in Eukaryota, Metazoa, Chordata, Actinopteri, Cyprinodontiformes, Poeciliidae. Bases 491 to 1879 code for a protein of 462 amino acids. The transcript is spliced from 10 exons.